AUGUUGAACGUAAUGGCAGCGGUGACGACAAGCCUGCCCAGCCGAGUGGACCCGACCCCGACGUCUUCCAGCAACACCAGCACUCCGUCGAGCACUACGCCGAACAACGUGACGUCGGUUCCCGUGGAGAACCCGACCGUCGAGAAUCUGCCAGAGAACGUGAACGUGUUCGUGGUGGUGAUCAAGGGGAUCAUCAUGGGCAGCAUAAUCACGACCGCGGUUUUGGGCAACGCCCUGGUGAUCGCCAGCGUGAGAAGGCACAGAAGGUUGCGCGUGGUGACGAACUGUUACGUGGUGAGCCUGGCGGCGGCCGACCUCCUGGUGGCCAUGUGCGCGAUGACGUUCAACGCCUCGGCCGAGCUGUCCGGCGGCAAGUGGUUGUUCGGUCGGUUCAUGUGCGACGUGUGGAACUCGCUGGACGUUUACUUCUCCACGGCCUCGAUACUUCACCUGUGCUGCAUCAGCGUGGACAGGUACUACGCGAUCGUCAGCCCGCUCGAGUACACGGUGAUCAUGAGACAGGGGACGGUCGGAUGCAUGCUGGGCAGCGCGUGGAUCUUGCCGGCUCUUAUCAGCUUCAUACCGAUCUUCAUGGGUUGGUACACUACGCAGGAGCAGUUGGACUACAUGGUGAAGAAUCCGGAGGUCUGCUCCUUUGUGGUGAACCGGCCGUACGCUGUGAUCAGCUCGUGCGUCUCCUUCUGGAUCCCUGGCCUGGUAAUGAUAGUGAUGUACUGUAAGAUCUACAAGGAGGCGGUCAGACAGAGAAAGGCGCUUAGCAGGACGUCCAGCAACAUCGUGCUCAACAGCGUGCAUCAUCACAGGUCCUCGACCAGGCAGCACCAUCACCAGCAGAUGUUGCUUCAAGCGGCGGCCGAAACCGGUGAGUUUGCACUAUUACUCGUAAUACGUUUUAACGCGGGCGGCACCGCUUCCGGUUUCUGUUCCGGUCUCACCGCCAGGAUGGAUACGUCUGACCGUUCUCACGGCAAAGUCAUCUAUAUUCUCUGACACUCAGUGUCGUUUCUCUUUCUGAUAAUCAUUUUUUGUACUUGUUGAAUGAACAGUCUUUUUUGAUAAGAUGAUGAUGAUGAGUAUAAUCAACGUAGAACAUCGCUCGUAAUUAUUCGAACAGUUUUCACAUUGUUACAUUGUUCUUAUUUUCUAUAUAGUUACUGUGGCUUUCGUUGUCACUGUAACAAAUAUUGUUUCAUUGUACUACAAUCGUCUCUGUUUUAUCACUAAAGAAGUACAUUUUUCUACUUGUUCUUAUUUUCCAUAUUGUUACUGGUAACAGUUUGUUACUGUAGCUUUCGUUAUUACAAUAACAAAUGCUGUUUUAUUGAACUGAAAUCAUCUUUCUUUUACUACUAGAGAGAUACAUUUCUGUAGGAAUAAAGUAAAGGGAAUAUUUUAUUCCACGUUGUUAAAUAAAGUUGGAAAAUAAAGUUUAUUGAAAUAAGGAUUGACAGAAUAAAAAAGUGUUAAUGUUGCGGUAACAAAAAAAAAAAAAAAUUUUAUUAAUUACUCUCUGUAUUCACUGACGAUUCACAACUCUCUGUCUCUACUCUACGAAGUCUCCACUUUCUCUGUUGGAUUUUUUUACGACAUGGAUUCCCGAAAUCUUCGUGCUGUCACACAUUCAUGCACACAAAACGCUCGUACCUUUAAUAUUUUUGAGUCCUAGAUCUAGGUGGCUAAAAUAAAUAUUCCUAGGCCUUCGCUCCAGAUGGCGACAAUUGUGUCUCGUCGUUGGGCACUGGAGAAAGUUUCCCAACCCAGAAUUCACCAUCCCACAUUUUUCACUCGUUUUUAUUGUUCAUAUUGUUAUUUACUAAUAAUAGUUCCUACAUUGUUAAAUAUUGUUACUGUGGCUUUUGUUAUCACAGUAACGAAUGUUGUUUUAUUUUACUACAAUCGUCCCUUUUUUUUUUUACCAUUAAGGAGAUACAUUUUUUAUUAAUUAUUUUCUAACCCGUGUCAUUCGUUAUUCCAUUGUGAUCUCCAUUGUAUUAUUGUACUCUUUGCCAGUCAGGUGUGUCUCUUUCCAGUGCGACGUUUACUAUUUCACUGAAGCUUUCACUAUUUCAUUGUGUUAUUCCACUACAUUACAUUAUUUUCACCGGGUCCUCGCAGUUAUAGCACUGUGAAAUAAUUUCAUUAUUUGCUUAUGUUCUCGUCUAUUCAUAAUGUUAAUACGAUCUUACCUGUUUCAUUAGUAUUUCAAUCGUUAUUUCAGUGUCCCUCACUGCAUCCAUUAGCGAGCCCCUG
This is a messenger RNA of Heterotrigona itama, 2271 nucleotides long. The record is from the annotation of a GenBank genome assembly. Lineage: Eukaryota; Metazoa; Arthropoda; Insecta; Hymenoptera; Apidae.